Messenger RNA from Ilex paraguariensis (yerba mate), 2246 nucleotides. The record is from the annotation of a GenBank genome assembly. Lineage: Eukaryota; Viridiplantae; Streptophyta; Magnoliopsida; Aquifoliales; Aquifoliaceae.
GUCGGUCGUAGUAGAAUAUAUAGAACUCAUAGAAGUCUCUGCCCUACUCCCAGGAGAGAGAGAGAGAGGGAGCACAACACACCACCACCAUCUUAAGCAAAUAAAGCACAGACACUCUCUUCAUCUCUCUCUCACUACUCCUCAACGCUUCAAAGAAGGUGAUUGUUUGACAAAUUAGGGCUUUUGUGAAUGAAGAAGGGUUCGAAAAGUGGUGCGUGCAAGUCUACGUCGCACCAGCUCUUCAAAGAUAGGGCUAAGAACCGUGUGGAUGAUCUUGAAGGCAUGGUCAUUUAUCUGAAAUCGGCGAGGAAGGAGAGCCGUACGAUCGAUGUUGCUCUGCUGGAGGAGCAAGUUCAUCAGAUGCUUCGUGAGUGGAAAUCUGAGCUUAAUGAGCCCUCCCCGGCUUCUUCUUUGCAGGGAGGGAGUCUCGGGUCCUUUUCGUCGGACAUUUGUAGGCUGUUGCAGCUUUGUGAGGAGGAAGAUGAUGCCACCAGUAAAUUGACGGCACCAAAGCCGGAGCCAGAUUCACAAAAAGUUGGCGAGGGUGCUGGUUUUCAAGAGGUUUUUAGUGUGACAGAGGUGCCACAUGAACAAGGCUUCCAGGUGGUUGAUCAGUGCAAAGGUUCCCCAUCAGUAGUUAACAAUAUGGGAGUGAAUAACAUGGGUCUUGCCACUCAAUUGGACUUCCAUUCAUUUGAUUUGCAGCAAGAGUUUGAGCAAAAUUUCUUCACUGGAUUUGAUGGUACAGGUCUUGUUGGAGAAGAUUCUUUGCCUCAGCUAUCUAGCUAUCUUCCAAAUAUUUGCCCUCCACCUUCUGCUUUCUUAGGACCAAAAUGUUCACUUUGGGAUUGUCCCAGACCUGUUCAAGGAUGGGGUCAAGACUAUUGUAGUGGUUUUCAUGCCGCACUUGCACCAAAUGAAGGCCAUCCUGGUAUGGCUCCUGUUCUACGGCCUGGAGGCAUUGGCUUGAAGGAUAAUUUACUUUUUGCUGCCCUUUGUGCCAAAUCCCAAGGAAAAGAUGUCGGUAUUCCAGAAUGUGAGGGGGCAGCAACUGCAAAAUCCCCAUGGAAUGCUCCUGAAUUUUUUGAUCUUACAGUGCUUGAGGGUGAAACAAUUAGAGAGUGGCUCUUUUUUGAUAAGCCUCGAAGAGCAUUUGAGAGUGGGAAUAGAAAGCAAAGGUCACUGCCUGAUUAUAAUGGACGGGGCUGGCACGAGUCAAGGAAGCAAGUGAUGAAUGAUCAUGGGGGGCUGAAGCGAUCCUACUACAUGGAUCCACAGCCAAUGAAGAAUCUUGAAUGGCACCUGUAUGAGUAUGAGAUCAGCAGAUGUGAUGCUUGUGCCUUGUAUAGAUUGGAACUCAAGCUUGUUGAUGGGAAGAAGAGUCCCAAGGGAAAGAUAUCUAACGACUCAGUUGCUGAUCUUCAAAAGCAGAUGGGAAGACUUACUGCUGAAUUUCCUUUAGACAACAAGCGGUCUGUUAAGGGAAGGGCAAGAUCCAAUUUAAAGAAUGGCAAUGGAAGUGUCUAUUCUGCUCCAAACCAGACGGAACCUGCAAGUGAAGGGUAUGCAACAAGUGGACAGUAUGACUAUCUUGUUGAUAAUAUAAGUGGCUACUAUCUGACGUAAAUGAAGAAACUUAGAUCUAUGUGGAAUAAGAAGCAUUUAUUGCUGCUACACAUCAAUCGUGUUUUUCACUCAGCCCUUAGGCCGCAGUGGAUAUUUUAGGUUUUCUCGCUUCAUGUCAUUGGUUUCGAUAUCUAAUCAACUAAACCUCCUUAUGUCACAGCCAGAUAUUGUCAAUAGUUCAUUGUCGUCUGAGGUACAGGUGCUGCAUCCGACUGUUUUAUAUGAUGCAGCGGAUUCAAACUGCAGCAAGAUGGUCUACAAUUGUCAAAUUUGAUGUUAUUACUCCAUUUCUCUUCUGUAACCUUUUGUGUAGUGGUGUACACCAAAAAAAUAGCUAAAGGUGUCACCAGAAUCAUAUGUGCUGAAUGCACAAUAUGGGUUAUAACAUUUUCCAGACUUUCAGGUUUUAAGAAUUUCAUGCUAAUUAUCUGAGGACAGCGUUCAUGGUAGACAUUAGUGGCAUUGUGUAACUUCCAGUUGCUUGGUAUAUAAAAGGGAUAUUGAGUUCUGUCUAUCUGGUAAGCAAUCUCGAGAAUGUGUACAUGGCUAGUACCAAAUUUAGCUAUAUUUCUAUUUGGCAUUAAGUGAGCUGCAGUGCAGUUAGUUCCAUUUGUCUGCUG